This is a messenger RNA of Suillus subalutaceus, 765 nucleotides long. RefSeq lists its product as uncharacterized. The transcript has 2 exons. The record is from RefSeq and is a predicted model, not a curated record. The coding region runs from base 1 to 765 and encodes 254 amino acids. Lineage: Eukaryota; Fungi; Basidiomycota; Agaricomycetes; Boletales; Suillaceae.
AUGCACGUUGAAUUCGCCCAACAGCACAUCACAUCAUUAUUCCUAGCCGGUUCGAUACAACAAUCUACUUUGAUCGAAAUCCUUUCGAUCUGCAAUCGUGUCACUUGCCUUUUUCUAGUGCUUUCGACACGAGACUUCUCUAUAGAUGGACCAUCUGCACCUGUGUGGCGUGCCCUAGACGCCCUCCCACUCAAGUCGCUAGUGCUCGCCGUCAACGCGAACUUCACAUCGUCAGCCAGCACAUUAAAUGUGUUCCAAAAUCUGACCCAUCUCGAGAUCAGCGAUGAUCGCAUGCUCGACAGACCGAAUGCAGCAUUAGAGGGCCUUAGUGCGUUGACGCACCUCUGUGUGGCGCUCCUAUUGGGCAGAUCUAAUCCAUUGGCGGUGAUUCGCCUCAUUGGUAAUGCACGCCUACGAUUGCUGGUGUUUCGCGUGAUAGCUUCGCACCGUAGGGUAUGGUUGUUCCUGGACAACCAUGAAAUCUUCGAUCAUCGGAUUGUUUUGUUGCCCAUUACUCUGACAAACUGGGCUCAGCUAGGUCAUGGCGACAUGUUGGUUUGGGAGUUGGCGGAAGAGCUGGUGAAUCUUCCAAUCGAUCAGAAUAAAGGUCAUCGGUGCCUGUCACAGAUACAACUCGUAAACGUGUACGCCGAUUAUAACGACGUUGACAGGGACGAUGAAUAUGAAGGUCAUCGGUGCCUGUCACAGAGACAACUCGAAAAGUUGCACCCCGAGUAUAUCGACGUUGACAUGGACGAUGAAUAG